AUGCCGACGUCCGACCUCCCGCCGCCAGCCUCGCCUCCGCCCGGCGCGGACAUGCUCUCCUUAUUGCAAGAUGGCGCCGCACCCGCUGCCGACCCUCCACCGCCUUAUCCCGCGCCUUCUCGCCGCGCACGUCGACUACGGCGGCUCGCUCAUGCCAGUGGUGGAGAACAGGAGCAUAAUGAUGAUUGGCCGGUGUCACCGAGCGAGGAUAAUGAGGGGGAGCCGGACGAGCGCGCGCCGUUGCUGGGCCAUCGGCCGCCUGGCGGAUUGCGCCCUCGUGCGCUGAGCCAGAGCAGCGCAUCACCCAGCGCCAUCAGCGGCGCACCCAGUCUCGUGCAGGCGCUACGAUUGGACCUGGACUCGGAUGUGGAGGACGACGAAGAUGACGAGGAAGGUCAUACGGAGCGAGGGGAGUUGAGCGUCGAGGAAUCGGAUUCGCCAACAUCGCCGACCACGAGACCGAGGAGGUCAUUCUGGGGAAGGGUGAAGCUAUAUUUCAAGCCCUUGGUCCGACGAGCGUAUUGGGCAGCGGUGUUCCACUUGCUGGUGCUCAACUUCCCGUAUGCACUGCUCGCGGCGGUGUAUCUCUUCGUCUUUACACUGGUCGGCACGACGCUGCUCGUGGCACUCCCAUUAGGCGCGGUCGUGUGCUUCUUCGAUCUGCUCGGCGCACGCGCGUUGGCUCGAGGCGAGGUCUUACUGCAGACGACGUACCAUGGCCCGCUGGGCUAUGAGCUCGUUGCGCCCCUCCCCCCGAUAUUUACCCGGACGAGGGCGCCAACGACUGCCGAGCUAGAAGACGGAACCAGUGGCCCACAGCGUGAGCGCUCGUUUUACCGCAACACAUACGCAAUGUUCACGGACCCGACGUCUUACCACGCCCUAUUCUACUUUCUCGUCAUCAAGCCGAGCAUGACACUCUUGUUAUCGCUGUUCUUAGUGCUCGUUGUACCGCUGAGCAUUGCACUCGUGCUGCCUGCGCCUGCCGCUUUACGUCUCACGCGCAGGCUCGGCAUCUGGCAGGCGAACAUCGCCGUCGAAGGUCUUUACAUGGGCGGCACGGGCUGA
Molecule: messenger RNA, 1068 nt
Organism: Peniophora sp. CBMAI 1063
Lineage: Eukaryota; Fungi; Basidiomycota; Agaricomycetes; Russulales; Peniophoraceae
Source: the annotation of a GenBank genome assembly